Molecule: messenger RNA, 2400 nt
Organism: Trichoderma aggressivum f. europaeum
Lineage: Eukaryota; Fungi; Ascomycota; Sordariomycetes; Hypocreales; Hypocreaceae
Exons: 3
Coding region: 1-2400 (799 amino acids)
Biological process (GO): cysteinyl-tRNA aminoacylation
Cellular component (GO): cytoplasm
Molecular function (GO): ATP binding; cysteine-tRNA ligase activity
Source: RefSeq, a predicted model, not a curated record
AUGGAGUCUCUGAAGCUCCAUAACUCAUUGAAGCCCGGUGCGCCGGUGCCCUUUGUUCCCAUCAGGUCUGGAGAGGUGUCCUGGUACGCCUGCGGUCCGACCGUCUACGACUUGAGUCAUCUGGGACAUGCGCGCAACUAUGUCUCGACUGAUAUUAUCCGGCGCAUUCUACACCACUUCUUUGGCUUCAAGCUCAACUUUGUCAUGAACAUCACGGACAUUGACGACAAGAUCAUCAUCAAGGCGAGAAGACAGCGAUUACUCGAAAUCGAAAAGAGCAAAAACUACUCCAAAGAAGAGCUCGCAAAGCUGACACGUGCGGCCUUUAAAGCGUAUGCGGCCAGCAGCCUGCCAUUGCUGGUGGAAAAUGGAAGCGAUUUGGACGAGACGACUUAUAUUGCUCAACGAGACGCUUCGUAUGGCAAGAUCCUCACCGGUGGCACCUUGGCUGGAGAGGGAAAGCCGGGAGAUGCCGAGGCCAAAGUCAAGAUGCACAUCAGCAACAUGGAUGCUGCGGCAGAAGCUCUCAAGAACGGUUCGAUAUUCCCCGGAGCCGACGAAAUCUUCCUCCCUUAUCUCGACUCUCUCUAUAAGGAAUCCGUCGAUACACGCGACCAGACCAUGUUUACAGACUUAACCAAGAAGAUGGAAGAUCUGUUCAUGGCCGAUAUGGAUGCGCUGAACGUUCUCAGGCCGGAUCACAUCACAAGGGUGACCGAGUAUGUUCCCCAGAUUGUCAAGUUUGUGGACCAGAUUGUGAACAAGGGGUUCGCAUAUGAGUCCGAAGGGUCUGUCUACUUCGACAUUGGCGCUUUUGAAAAGGCAGGCAAUUCUUAUGCCCGUCUACGUCCUGAAAGCAAAAACGACAAAGCUCUCCAAGAAGAGGGCGAGGGAUCUCUGUCAAAGAACUUGGGAGGCAAGAAGGGUGCUGGUGAUUUUGCCCUCUGGAAAAAAUCAAAGGCUGGAGAGCCCUUUUGGCCCAGCCCAUGGGGUGACGGUAGACCUGGCUGGCAUAUUGAGUGCUCAGUCAUGGCGUCUGAUAUCCUAGGCUCCCAAAUGGAUAUUCAUUCUGGUGGCAUCGACCUUGCCUUCCCUCAUCACGAUAACGAGCUGGCCCAGAGUGAAGCUUACUUCUGCGAACAUGGCAAAGGCGAGCAUACCUGGGUCAAGUACUUCCUUCACAUGGGACAUCUCUCCAUUUCGGGGUCCAAAAUGUCCAAGUCCUUGAAGAACUUCCAGACCAUCCAAGACGCAUUGGCAACCAGCUACACACCACGAAGCAUGCGCAUCGUCUUUUUGAUGGGCAAAUGGAAUGACGGCGUCGAAAUCUCACCAGACAUGAGAGCUCAAGCUGAUAACUGGGAAUCGACCAUCAGCAAUUUCUUCACAAACACAAAGUCAUGGCUGGCUGAGGCGGGCAUCGAGAGCGGCGUAAAGUCACUCAGCAUUGGCUCCGACAAGUCUGCCACCGGUCUCCUUGCUGAGCUCGAACAGGCCAAGAAGGAUGUCGAGGCGGCGCUCGCAAACUCAAUUGAUACCCCGCGAGCAAUGCUGGUCAUCUUGAAGUUGGUUAACACCACCAACAGUUAUCUCAAGGACAACAAGGACACGGAUCUCACUGAAGUCGAGGCUAUUGCUCGCUAUAUUACCAAGUUGGUGGGCAUCUUUGGCCUUGAUGCCAAUGCUCAGCCUCCCUACGAAGGCCUUGGCUGGGCCUCUGUGAUUUCUGAGAACACAGAUCCCGAAACUGCUGUCAAGCCCUAUGCUGAAGUGCUCGAGAAGGUCAAGUCAGAUAUUGGCGCCCUCUCGCUGUCCAACGAGGCCGUCAGUACGCUUCUCUCAAGAGAUCCUACCACGGAAUUCCAAGCCAUUGCUCAAGGAGGCUCUCGUGAUAUAGAGAGAUUAUCGCUGCCUUACUUGAGGGUAGUAUCUCAGAUCCGUGACGAGCUCCGUCGCACUGUCUCUUCUUACGAUCCGCAAACCAAGAAGGCGAUUUUGCAAAUCACAGACCGAAUUCGCGACCAGGACCUUACCAACCUCGGCGUUUAUCUUGAUGACCGGCCUGAUAACCAGCCAUCGCUUAUCAAAUUCGUGCCCGCUUCGGAACUUAUCGCUGCUCGCGAGGAGAAGAUUGCACGAGAAGCCGAGAAGGCAAGGAAGAAGGAAGAGGCAAGACUUGCCAAGGAAAAGGCUGACCAAGAGGCCCGAGAAAAGGCAAAGGUCCCUCCAGAGGAGCUAUUCAAAAAAGAUGAGCGUUACAGCGCCUGGGAUGAGCAGGGACUUCCCACCAAGCUAAAGGACGGCAACGAGGUACCCAAGAGCCAGCUCAAGACGCUCAAGAAGGCAUGGGAUAGACAAAAGAAGAUUCAUGAGGAUUUGAAGGCCAAGGGAGGCCUGUGA